GGCCUGGAGCCUGCCCUGGCCGGGAAGCGGGCGUCUUUGCUCCCCACCCGCACCGGGAGCGGCCGCGGCCGCUCCUGCGGGACACAGCUGACGCGCGGCCCGCCCGGCUUCCCGAAGUCACCGAACUGGCUGGUCAGGUGAGCAGCGGCUGGGGAUCACGUGGCUUCCCGCUCUCUCCUGGCCAGGCUGGAAGCUCAGUUGUGUUGCAGCUGAUCCUGGUGCCUGGCCCGUCCCUCUCCGCCUGGUAUUUAUCACUCACUCCAGAGCAAUGAAGUUAGCAGCCUCUGUCUCUGGCCUGGCCCUAGUGGCCUGUGCCCUGGCUCUGGAGAAUGGACUCAUGCGGGUGCCCCCGAUGGGCUGGCUGGCGUGGGAGAGAUUUCGCUGCAACACUGACUGCAAGACGGACCCUGACAACUGCAUCAGCGAGAAGCUUUUCGUUGACAUGAUAGAUCGUCUAGCAGACGAUGGCUGGAAGGAGCUGGGCUACGUGUAUGUGAACAUAGAUGAUUGCUGGAUGGCGAAGAAGCGGGACGCAACGGGGAAACUGAUCCCAGAUCCCGAGCGUUUUCCCAGUGGGAUCAAAGCCUUGGCAGAUUACGCACACUUCCGGGGACUGAAAUUGGGCAUCUAUGGAGACAUGGGCAAUUACACAUGCGGUGGCUACCCAGGAACCACGCUGGACCGAGUUGAACAGGAUGCCCUGACCUUCGCAGAGUGGGGCGUGGACAUGCUGAAGCUGGAUGGCUGCUACUCAUCAGAAGAGGAGCAGGCCCAGGGCUACCCUAAAAUGGCAAUGGCCUUGAAUGCAACAGGCCGCCCUAUUGCCUAUUCCUGUAGCUGGCCAGCCUAUCGAGGAGGGCUUCCACCCAAGGUGAACUACACCCUCCUGGCGAACAUCUGUAACCUCUGGCGUAACUAUGGUGACAUUCAGGACUCCUGGAACAGCAUCCUUUCCAUCGUGGACUGGUUUUCAGCAAAUCAGGAUGUGCUGCAGCCGGUGAAUGGCCCUGGCCACUGGAAUGACCCAGACAUGCUGAUCAUUGGAAACUUUGGCCUCAGUGAUGAACAGUCCCGAUCCCAGAUGGCCUUAUGGACGGUGCUGGCCGCCCCACUCUUCAUGUCCACAGACCUCCGCACCCUCUCCCGCAGCUCCAGGGAGAUUCUGCAGAACCGGCUGAUGAUCAAAAUCAACCAGGACCCCUUGGGAAUCCAGGGACGCAGAGUCCUUAGGGAGAAGUCUCAUAUUGAGGUGUUCCUGCGCCCGCUUUCCCACUCAGCCAGUGCCCUGGUCUUCCUCAGCCGGCGGACGGACAUGCCGUACCGCUACACCAUCUCCCUCAGCAAGCUCAACUUCUCCGCCAGCGCCGUGUACGAGGCACAGGAUGUGUACAGUGGCGGGAUCAUCAGCGGCCUGAAGGCUGGAGAGAACUUCACUGUCAUUGUUAACCCCUCGGGCGUAGUCAUGUGGUACCUCUAUCCCACAAUGUACCUGGAUCAACCCUUGGAUUUUGUCAGACAGCGCCCCCAGGGAAAGGGCUUCCACCCAUUUGCACUGUGAAGCCAAUCAAAAAGGAAGAGGAUGGGGGCCAGCUGUGAUUUUAUCCAGCCCCGAUGGGUACAUGUUGCUCUCUGGCCAGGAGCGACUCCCCUGAGUGUUUCCAUCACUACAUGGAACAGACGUUUUGCUUGUUCACAGUCGCAAACUAAUGAUCUGCACAUAACCGCUUUGUGCCUUGAUUUUCCUCUCUGUCAACCAGAGAGAAUUAUCACCUCCCUCCCAGGCAUGACAGGAGGGUUAAUUCAUUACUGAUUGUAAAGUGCUUUGAGACCCUUCCCUGGAUGGUGCCAGAACACGGCCAGUGUGAGCAUUUGAUAACUCUCGCUACUUGAACACUUGGCUUUGAGCCCGUGCUAGAGUAGCAGGGGCUGAAGGCAGUAGCGUAACUCGGUGAAGGGGUCAUUUCCCCUAGAUUUGCAGUAGGGCCUUAGAGCUGACCCCUGACGUACCUGUCACGAGGAGCGAGUCUCCUGGAAGUGCUAUACCAGCAAUCACAUGUUCCAUCGGGGGGGAACUUUCCUACCAUUUCCUUCGCUUAGAACUCACCCCCUUCCAGUUGUAAAACCAUUAGCGCCUGUAGGAGGCAGCAUUGUGCGGCAGCAAGAGCAGGGUCCUGGGAGUUAGAAACUCAUAAAUUUCAGUGCUGCCUCUGAUCUCAGCAAUUGCUAAAGGCGAUGUCUGCACUACCUCUGCUACAGUGGCACACCUGUGGGGCUGCAGCACCCUCAAGUAGACCCUUCCUGCACUGAUGGGUGGGGCUUUUCCAUUGGUGGUGUUAAUCUCACCUCUCCAAGAGGCGGGUGGCUAGGUCGAUGGAUGAAUUCUUCUGCCAUGCCAAAAGCAGGGGCUAGACCAAUCUAACUGCAGUGCUCAGGGAUAUAAUUUGUCACAGCCCUGAGCGAUGGAGCUAGGUUGAUCUAAUUUUUAAGUGUAGACCAGUGGUUCUCAACCCAAGGCCCAAUCAGCACUCAGCUAUGGCACAUGUGACAUCCUCACAGCCAUAUAGGUAGUACGUAUAUUGUGUGGAUGCAGCCCAUGUAACACAGAGAGAGCUGCAUAUGUGGCCCACAAGGGUAAAUCAGUUGAGGACUAUUGGUGUGGACCAAGCUUUAGUUUCCCCGUCUGUAAAUUGGGGACAAUACCCCUCCCAUACCUGAAGAUUAUUAGUCAUAUUUAGCACUUAACAUCUUCCAAGUGCCCUACAAAUAGGAGCUUGAGCAUCACAGAAUCCCAGCCUGGGUGAGCCUUAGUAGUGCCCUGGUGCUGGAUACUGAGGCACAGGGAGGCUGUACAAUAAAUCAGUGGCAGAGCAGAAAUUAAACAGGACUCCCUGGCUUGUGCUCCACCCAGCCUGCCUUUUCAGUUAGUUCACAGAACGGGGUGGAGAUUUACAGUAGUCUCCACUGAUUUAUGCCUUAUCAUCUUUAAAAAACCACCACCGCUAAAUGUACGCAGCAGGAAAGCAGCAGUGUACAGUGUCUGUUUCAUUGCCUGACGGGCUUGGAAACACUUGUGCACUCACAAUCUUGUCCAGCCGAGAACUGCCUCGUAUUAGCACUAGCCUACCCAGCAACUGAGCUGGUUGUUCCUGCUGGAUGGGGACAGGCUCCCUUCCUUCUCUAGCUGGCCAACAUUCCAGGAUUUCUCAGGGAAAGGUAGCUGUGCAUGAAUUUGUUCAUUUCCAUGACCAGCUUUUUAGCCAUUAAUACACUGCCAGGGGACUGCAUUAGGAGCCUGUCACUUGCAUUGUGGGCCCGAGCCACAGCUGGCUGCACUCCAUUGUCUGAAAGGGAACCCUGUUGCUAUGUAUUACAGUGUAAGUUGUGCUAGAGAAUUAAUGUUUGAAUAAUGUAUUUGUAUGGCCAGAACAGGAACGUUGUAACUGGAAGGAAAACAGCCUAUCUUCUUCAUCCCAGCUGGGCCCAAACUGACAGCUUAAGGGCUGGGGAAAGUGGGGUCUGGGCUACUCUGGGAGAAUUCUGCACCAAAAAAUUAAAAAUUCUGUGCCCAAUAUCAAAAUUUUGCAAAAUUCAGCAUAUUUUAUU
This is a messenger RNA of Gopherus evgoodei (Goodes thornscrub tortoise), 3603 nucleotides long. RefSeq names its product alpha-N-acetylgalactosaminidase (gene NAGA). The record is from RefSeq and is a predicted model, not a curated record. Gene Ontology annotation, molecular function: alpha-galactosidase activity. Bases 269 to 1558 code for a protein of 429 amino acids. NCBI's taxonomy places the organism in Eukaryota, Metazoa, Chordata, Testudines, Testudinidae. The transcript has 9 exons. Gene Ontology annotation, biological process: glycosylceramide catabolic process; oligosaccharide metabolic process; glycoside catabolic process. Gene Ontology annotation, cellular component: cytoplasm.